UAAUGUUUGGCCUUUAGGUCCACAAUUGAAAUUAGUUUAGGACGGUUGGUUCGCUCAGUAACGAGGAACACGCCAUCCACUUUUCCUUCCAUCUCUAUUUUGCCCGCCUGAUUUUCCGUUUCUCCUUAAACCCUCCAUACUCCCAGUCUCCGCCGCCGCGCAUAUCACAAUGAAGCUCUCGACUCUUUCUCUCCGCCACCACCAAUGCUUCUCCAGCACCGCAUCCGUCCCUUCCUCCCGCUCUCCUAUUUUCUCAUCCGCCUCCCAAACUCGGCCCUGCCGCGUUCGCAUGUCUCUUCGUGAAGGUGCCCCCUCCGUUGCAAUCGUAGGCGUCACUGGCGCCGUGGGCCAGGAAUUCCUCUCCGUCCUCUCCGAUCGCGACUUUCCGUACCGCUCCCUCACGCUUCUCGCCAGCAAGCGCUCUGCGGGGAGGAGCCUCACCUUCGAAGGGAGGCAGUACACUGUUGAAGAGCUGAAUGAAGAUAGCUUCCAAGGUAUCGACAUUGCUUUGUUCAGCGCCGGUGGGUCCAUCAGCAAGAAGUUUGGCCCUAUUGCGGCCGAGAAGGGGACCAUUGUAGUGGAUAACAGCUCUGCUUUUAGGAUGGACGAUGGCGUGCCACUAGUGAUCCCGGAGGUUAAUCCAGAGGCCAUGGCGCAUAUCAAGAUUGGGUCUGGGAAGGGAGCGAUAAUUGCCAACCCCAAUUGUUCCACCAUCAUUUGCUUAAUGGCUGCUACACCGCUUCAUCAACGGGCUAAGGUUAAACGCAUGGUGAUUAGCACUUACCAGGCUGCCAGUGGUGCUGGUGCUGCUGCCAUGGAAGAGCUUGUUCAGCAGACUCGUGAGGUCUUGGAAGGGAAAGAACCAACAUGUAACAUCUUCAAGCAGCAGUAUGCUUUCAACCUUUUCUCACACAAUGCAUCUAUUCAAUCAAAUGGAUACAAUGAAGAAGAGAUGAAGUUGGUAAAAGAGACAAGGAAGAUAUGGAAUGAUAUGGAUGUUAAAGUAACAGCAACAUGUAUAAGAGUCCCUGUUAUGCGUGCUCAUGCAGAAAGUGUGAAUAUUCAAUUCGAGAAACCACUUGAUGAGGAGACUGCAAAGGAUAUUCUUAAGAGUGCGCCAGGUAUAGUGGUCAUUGAUGAUCGUGCUGCAAAUAGCUUCCCCACACCAUUGGCAGUUUCCAACAAAGAUGAUGUUGCCGUUGGGAGGAUUCGCCGUGACAUUUCACAAGACGGUGACUUUGGGUUGGACCUAUUUGUUUGUGGUGAUCAAAUUCGUAAAGGAGCUGCACUGAAUGCUGUUCAAAUUGCAGAGAAGCUGCUAUAACUUAUAAGUUGACUGGACAAUGAGACAAGAAUUUUAUGGUUAUUUUUUCCACACACUUGAAGCUCCUUUUAAGGAAUGUUUAUGUUCUUUGUUUCCAGUGGAAUUGUCAAUGUUGUAGCAAUAGCCACAUGGUUUUGCCAAUGGAAGUUUCGAAGGGUUGUAGACUUGUAGACUAGAUUUUGGUUAUAAACAUUAUGUAAAAAUAAAAAGCAUCGAUGAUCAAGUUUUAUUGAAGAUUUUUGAGGGAGUGGACUUGUGCUCAGUUAACUGCUUCAACUAGUUGUUUACACAAUGUUACAACCUCUGAGAAAAGGUCUCACAGAGUUCGGCUAAAGAAUACUACGUACUCGGUACUACGUAUCACUUGUGGGUGGAAAGCAUUUUGGUUGUAUUUGAAAAUGUGAUAUUAGAUUUUUAUCUUUAGGGUGUGUUUGGGAGUUGGUGUUUGAGAGGGAAGAAAAGACAUGUGAGGUUGAUGACUCUCUUAUUUGUGUUUGGUAGUGUUUUAAAAAAUGUGGAAGAAUGAUUUUGGAAGGGUUUUGUGACUCUCCAAAAC
Molecule: messenger RNA, 1880 nt
Organism: Cuscuta europaea
Lineage: Eukaryota; Viridiplantae; Streptophyta; Magnoliopsida; Solanales; Convolvulaceae
Source: the annotation of a GenBank genome assembly